Molecule: messenger RNA, 1968 nt
Organism: Suillus paluster
Lineage: Eukaryota; Fungi; Basidiomycota; Agaricomycetes; Boletales; Suillaceae
Product: amino acid permease-domain-containing protein
Exons: 10
Coding region: 32-1849 (605 amino acids)
Biological process (GO): amino acid transmembrane transport
Cellular component (GO): membrane
Molecular function (GO): amino acid transmembrane transporter activity
Source: RefSeq, a predicted model, not a curated record
CGUCUGAAGCAUUGAGCGUCCUGGACAGUCUAUGAAUACUAGUCAUUCAGCCUCUCGCUCUUCCUCGCGGACCAAGUCCUCGAAGAGUCUCAGGCACCAUUCUGGACACGAGCAGCAUCCGGUGCGCGGGGGUCUACAUCGUGGCCUAUCUGCCCGCCAAGUACAAAUGAUCGCAAUAGCUGGUACGAUUGGAACUGGACUCUUCCUAGGAACUGGAAGAUCUCUUGCCCAAGGUGGUCCUGCGAGCAUGUUGAUUUGCUAUGGCAUAGUGGGAUUCAUUGUAUAUGUCACGCUGUUGCUACUGGGAGAGAUGGCUACACAGUACCCAGUGGCCGGGUCCUUUAACGCCUAUGCGACGCGCUUUUUCUCGCCAUCCUAUGGUUUCGCGCUGUCAUGGAACUAUUGGUUCAAUGAUGCAGUGUCUGUCGCCUCUGAUCUUACUGCUGCGCAGCUGGUGUUACAAUACUGGACAACAUCCAAUCCUUGGGUAGUCAGCCUUCUCUUUUGGGUGUUUCUUGUAUCGAUCAAUUCCUUCCAUGUCAAGGCUUAUGGAGAAUUGGAAUAUUGGCUUUCAUUCCUGAAGGUUGCCACUAUUGUGGUUUUCAUCAUCGUUGGCAUACUGGUCAAUGUCGGCGUUAACCAGUCGCAUACUUACAUCGGAACCCACAACUGGCAUAUUCCUGGCGCUCCAUUUGUUGGUGGCUUUGGUGGUUUCGCCAAGGUUUUCGUGACAGCUAGUUUCGCAUACGGUGGAACAGAAAGUCUAGGUAUCACCGCAGGAGAGACGGAGAACCCCUCGCGAAACAUGCCAAAGGUUGUUAAGUUUGUGUUCUGGAGGCAAGCGAAAUAUUCCCAUUUCUAUACGCUAUUGAUGAUUCUGUUGUUUUAUGUUAUAAGCAUCCUGCUUAUUGGCCUGAAUGUGCCAUGGGAUUACCCAAAUUUAUCGAAUAAAACGACCACUACAUCCCCUUUUACGAUUGUAUUUACUCAAGCUGGUUCAACUGUAGCUGCAUCAUUUAUGAACACUGUCAUCCUUACCUCUGUAUUAUCUGCCGGUAACCACGCCCUUUUUGCGGGCACAAGAGUUCUGUAUGGCCUAUCUGUUGUUAAUCCCAACCCGCACGCACCGCGUAUAUUUUCUCGAACCACUCAAGGAGGCGUUCCCCUGUUCGCACUGCUUGCAACAAGUAGCGUUAGCGUACUCUGUUUAGGCAGCAGUUAUAUCGGCAGCGGCCGGCUGUGGGGAUGGCUGCAAACCAUUGUUGGGGUUUCAAACCAGAUUGCCUGGUUAUCAAUCGGAUUGGCCAGUUGGAGAUUCAGGAAAGCCUGGAUCAGACAGGGUCGAUCUGUAGACGAAAUGAAGUUUCGAGCAUCCUGGACCUGGCCAUGGGGUCCUUAUUUUGUUGUAUGUGUAUUAAUUUUGCUAGCUACUUCUCCCCUAACCCAUGCGACUUCCCAGAUUAUCACAGUGAUCGCCCUCAUUUUGAUCCAAGGAUGGUCCUCCGUAUUCCCCACAUUCUCACCAGUAGAUUUUGUCUCCUACUACAUCGAGAUACCCAUCAUGGUUAUCAUGUGCCUUUCCUGGGUCAUUGUUAAGAACACUUUCGUAGACUCUAUACCAGCUCCAGGCAACGCCUCCCCGGAUCCCCCUAAUGAGACGACCUCUCUGAUACCCCAUGACGCUGGAGCUCCGAAACCCCAUCACAGGUGGACGUUCGACAUUGUGGAUAUUCAAGAGAUCAAUUUGUAUAGCGACGAGUAUGCUGAUGAACCCUUGGUUGAAGCGAAUGAUGAAACAAGGGUGAAGAGGUUCCGGUUUUUCUGGAGGUUGUAUUAUAUGCUGGCUUAGGUCUCGCGUGUAUCAUUUACAUUGCGUAUACCAUCUCCAGCACAUACUAUAUUCCAUAGUUGCAUUUACCUGACAUAUUAUCUUACGAUGUAUAAGAAGUUCAUGUGUGUGAUACGUCC